Talaromyces stipitatus ATCC 10500 is the source of this 654-nucleotide messenger RNA. RefSeq lists its product as uncharacterized. The record is from RefSeq and is a predicted model, not a curated record. Lineage: Eukaryota; Fungi; Ascomycota; Eurotiomycetes; Eurotiales; Trichocomaceae. The transcript is spliced from 4 exons. Bases 1 to 654 code for a protein of 217 amino acids.
AUGGCAGAGACAGUUGCUCUCCGCAAACCAGAGCAAGAAGACUAUACACAAGUGAAAUCCUACCGACCUAUGGCACUCCUCAACACGUUAGCCAGCUUCCUUACGGAGAGACAAACCACAAUCAAACUUCGAGAGGCAACUUCAGGAAUCCUAAAUGUUGAAACGGGCAUCCCACAAGGAUCACCAUUAUCGCCCAUUCUCUAUCUGUUCUUUAAUGCAGACCUAAUUGAAAAGUGCUAUAACCCAAGCAACAACACUGGCACACAAGUACAGCAAAACAACCGACAAGGAACGCCCAAUCUGGCUGGACGGCUGAGAAGUGAAGCCAAUAAUAAGCUCAACUGGAACGGCCAUAUCGAACACAUUGAAACCAAGAUGACCAAAUCUCUGGGAGCCCUCAGUAGCCUCGCAGGAUCCACCUGGGGUACAGGAUAUAAAGGACUACGACAAGUUUACCAGGCCACAAUCCUACCACAAAUAAUAUACGCAGCAUCGAUCUGGUACGCCCCAUUGAACUUAGAGGAUAACCAUCGGGAGAAGGCAGUAGGCAAGCUGGAAGCAAUACAAAAGAAAGUAGCUAGGAUUAUCACAGAGGCAUUCAAGACCGUCUCAGGAGCAGCACUCGACAUAGAGGCUUUUCUCCUUCCGAUUUGA